AUGCAUAGCAAUGUAGAAUUACUUCCUAUUUAUUUAUCAUCAGGUGCUAUGGAUUGUACAAAGGAAGAUAUUAAUUCACAUAAUUAUCGAUCAAAUAGUAAUAGUAGUGAUCAAGAAACUAGUCUUGAUGAAUAUGUUAUUGUAUCACCUUCAGCAUCAAUAAUUAGUAUAGAGAAUAAUAUUUCUGAAGAAAAUCUUUUUGAAGAAGAAAAUAAUUCAGAUUAUUUUGAUCAAUUUAGUUGUCCAGAUGAUGAUAGUGAUAAUGAUUUAGAAUAUUUUUAUCAUGAUGAUAAUAAUAAUGAAAUAUUUCUUAAUAAUCAUCUUAAUCGAAAACAAUUAUAUGUAGUUGAACAUAUUGAACAAAAAAAUUAUCAACGUUCAAAACGUUCGAAUAAAAAAAUUAAUGCACAUUGUCAGAUAAAAACAAAACAUGCUAAAAAUAUUAAAAUUAAAUCACAUAAUAAACAAUUAUAUAUACAUCAUCGAUUAUUUAAACGUGUUGUACUUGAUGAACCAAGUCGAAAUUAUCUACCUUCAAGUCCAUCAAUUCCAUUACAUUCCUAUGAAACUUUACGAUCUAUGGCUGAUAAAAAUUCUCAUCAUCUAAUUGUUUCUAAUAAUCAAAAACAAAAAAAUACUAAUAAUACGUCUCAAGUUUCAAAUCAAUUUCGAGCAUAUACAAUUAAUGAAAAUAAUAUUCUAGAUGAUCCAACUUUUGAUGAUGCUAUGAUUGCUUUUCUUCUUGACAUGCAAAAUCGUGAUCUUUCUCCAAAUGAUUAUGAAAUGUUAUUACGACUUGAUGAACGUGUAAAACGUAAAACUGUUGAUACACAUAUUCUAGAUAAAUUUCCAACAUUGAAUGUUAAUGAAAUACAUUUAAAUGAUCAAUGUACAAUAUGUAUGGAAACAUAUAAUCUUGGACAAAAAAUUAAAUCAUUACCAUGUACACAUAUAUUUCAUAUACAUUGUAUUGAAACAUAUUUAAAAGAAUUUUCUGUACAAUGUCCUUUAGACAAUCUACCAUUAAUAUGA
Rotaria sp. Silwood2 is the source of this 1032-nucleotide messenger RNA. Lineage: Eukaryota; Metazoa; Rotifera; Eurotatoria; Philodinida; Philodinidae. The record is from the annotation of a GenBank genome assembly.